This is a messenger RNA of Exophiala viscosa, 6113 nucleotides long. RefSeq lists its product as uncharacterized. Gene Ontology annotation, cellular component: t-UTP complex; small-subunit processome; 90S preribosome. The transcript has a single exon. The coding region runs from base 196 to 5676 and encodes 1826 amino acids. The record is from RefSeq and is a predicted model, not a curated record. Gene Ontology annotation, molecular function: snoRNA binding. Lineage: Eukaryota; Fungi; Ascomycota; Eurotiomycetes; Chaetothyriales; Herpotrichiellaceae. Gene Ontology annotation, biological process: maturation of SSU-rRNA from tricistronic rRNA transcript (SSU-rRNA, 5.8S rRNA, LSU-rRNA); positive regulation of transcription by RNA polymerase I.
ACUAUCCCCGCACCUUUGCGAGUCUCCAAAUUUUUUUGUCCUGCGCAGGACAUUCAAAGGCACGCUGGCAGACUCAAUUCUGCAAGAAAGUCUUAUAGUGCUUUUCGACCUGACCAAAAGACCCCGGAGCGGUUGUUUCACGAAGAAGUCACCGAUGACUCCUUAGAACACUUCUAUACGGCAUCGAGCCCUGCCAUGACUUCGACGUUCGCUGCGCAGUUGCGCACCAUCGCCGCACAUUCCACGAACGAGUUAGAUCUACGCGCUCGACGAGAUGCACAUGCCGAGUCACUCAUCUUCGAGCGGAGCAUUGCGGUCAAGCAAGACUGGGAGACAGUGUACCAAAUAUGUGUGGAAGGAUUCCGAGAGUUGUGCCUUUUGGAUUCAAGAUUGAAGGAGUUCGAGGGAAAUCUCUACAGUCCGCAAGCGAAAGACCAAGACAGAGAGCAAUUGAGCAAAGCACAGAAUGAGGCACUUGGAGUGGUCUUAGAACGAUGUCUAGCACUGCUAGGCUCUAAAGUCAUCCUGAGGCCUGGGCUAAGAGCCGUGGAGUGGCUUGUCAGAAGAUUUCGUGUCCAUGUCUACAACACCGGCGCCCUUCUGGCGACUCUCCUGCCUUACCACGAAACCCCGAUCUUCCAGAAUGUCUUGAGCAUAAUUCCAGCCAACAAGCUCGUCAAUGAGUGGAAGUUCCUGAAUCCAUACCACAAGGUGGCCCCCAGCGUUCCCCGCCACGCCUUGAUUUACACUGCUACCAACAGCGAUCCCUUCUUUUCCUACUUUAACAACCACACACUUCGCGCAUGUCAGGAUGGCGCCGGUCACUCGCAACUGUUGCGCUUCUGGGGCAGUAUGUUUAUCGAGGCGGUUGCAGCCAGAUUGAACCAAGUGAAGAGCGGGAGAAAAGAGGUGGAGAAACAACGAUUGGAAGAUGCUCUGUUGAAAAUAUUCCCCGUCCUGGUUGACGGAUUCGCAGCCAGGGAAUACCCCGAGGUGAUUGUAACAUGCUUUACCGUCUCCCUUAUCUUGGCGAGCAACUCCAAUCUCGAAGACAGCGUUCUCGACUCUAUGUUGAGAGCAGUGGCGCCAUUUGUCACCGACGCCGAUGUUGACCCAAAGUCAGCUCUGGCUUGCGUGGCAAUACUGGCUGGCAGAAAGACAGAUCGAAGGUUGCCGAAGAUUGUGUUGGAAACUUUGAUGAAGGUUCGCGAUUUGAAGACGAGACUGCUCGAGCUGAGAGGCCAUGUCACUGACGACCUUUUGGAGGCCUUGAUCAGCUCUUCACUCUCUGGGAUCAAAAAAUCAAACCAUGCUUCUCGACUAUCGUUCGUUGAAGGGCUGCUAGAGAUGAGUCUUGAUCUCUCAGAUCGAACUGCGAUUAGUCGUUUUGUUGCAGUCCUGCUUCGGAAACUACCCAAGAAGGACUCAACAAAUGCAGCAGACUCUGCCAUCCGGGCAGAAAUAAUUGGACUAUUGCAAAAGUUGAACGACAACACAGCCUUCUCUGCAACGUUUCCUAAAGCUGUACAGCUGGCAGGUCAAUCUCUAGCCGAUGUUGAGACGGCUAUCGAAGGCACGAUCGAGUCCACCAAUGGUGUCUACCUGAUCGAGCCUGCUCCGAUGGACGUGGACAGCACUCAUCCUGAGGACUCUACAGAUGCUAAAGCGAUUGAAGCUAUGUUGGCCAGCUUGCCUUCCAAAUCCGUCGAGUUGUCCUUUCUGAAGACCGGCCACUCUGCACUAUUUGACCAACUUCUUCAAGCGUUCGCACUAUGUCAGAAGAAUGAUGACCAGCUUGGAAUUUUCCAAUCGCUUCCACUAUGGGGUCAAAAAGGCGAGCAGUCCUCGGAUCUGCGAACAAGUUUUUUCUUAAAGGUUGCCUGCAUUGCAGUGCCAGCCCAGCAAGUGGCCGCGCUUCGAAUCAUUGCAAACUUGAUCACAAGUUCACCUCGCCAGCCAUCUCAAUUCCUAAUACCUUACUUCACGGUUCUGCUGGCCGAUUCAGCCCAGUCAGUGAGACGUUCAGUGGUUGCCUGUUUAUUAGCCCUCAACGACAAAAUCUCGAAGAUGGCCAAGGAAGACGACGACCAACAAAAAGCGACAGAGACUAUUUAUGAUGGCCUCGCUAUGGUUGAGACUAAGCGGCUGGCUCCUGGGCAGGCAGCCAAGAUCUUGGGCCAGGUUUAUAUCCCCGUUCUGGAAGAAUGUGUUCUGGACGCAUCGCACAUUCGCCAGGUGUUAGAGACUGCGUUCGACAGUGCGGCUCGUUCGUCAUCGUCUGGUGCUAGGACAGCUAACGUGGAAUUGAAGAAGUCACUGAAGCAUGAUUUAUUCGAGCUUCUGAUCGACGCCGCACGGGGUACUCCGGUCUUCAGGGUCAAAGUACGCCUUGUUGAGCUGCUCCUUGGUGUCCCGAAAGUGGGCACUACUACCACAAGCAAAGCGCUGGCGCCUGUCCUCAAGGAAUGGGCAUCUCUGACUGAGACCGACGCCAAGUCCACUGCCAGCUCCGCCAAUCUCUCUCCAUCGCAGACUGACGCGGUCAUGGUCCAACUCAUCAAUCCACGUGGUAAGGAUGCAGUCGGAGAAGCACUAGCGAUGCUGAAUUCGGGAAAUUCACAGCUGAGAUCUGCUCUGGUGUCGGCGUUCUUUGAUCGGCUGGUUUCCAUUUGGCAAGACAUGAAAGAGGAGACGCAGAUAUCGUCUGCAGUGACUCUGUUCGAUAUGGCCUUUUCUGACAACGCAGCCAUCGCAGGAGGAGCCCGAGAUGUGUUUCAUUCUGCCAACCUUUCCACAAGUGUACUUUCCACGUUGCUUGACCACGCUUGUUCAGGACUGGCUCAAAUGCCAACAGAGGUGCCAGCCAAGAAGCGCCGAAGAACCAGUCAUGGGCGUGCAAGCAUUCCCAGAGAUACGACGAUGGAGUUAGACGUUGCAGACUCAAGACUGACUUUCGCGCUCGAGAUCGUGGAGAACUCGAAACCAGAGAAUCACCCGCAAUUGUUAGGCAAUCUGUUCGAGGUGUUGAUUACGCUCAGACGUCUCAAAGACAAGAGCACCACAGAGUCUCCAUACUUGCUCAGUUUGUGUCUGAGCAGUAUCCUAGCCAUCAUCGACAAAGCUCGACAGUCACGGAAACCCAACCUCGACAUGUCAAGCAUUCGUGCAGAUUUGGUGACUGACUGCGUCCGCUCUUCGGGAAACCCACAAGUUCAAGCCACGGCCUUGUUACUAUCGGCAUCUCUGGCUUCUUUGGCCCCAGAAAGAGUAUUGCACACUAUCAUGCCAAUCUUCACUUUCAUGGGUCACGGCAUUCUGUCAAAAGAGGAUGAACGAUCGAUCUACGUCACAAACCAAGCCAUUGACCAUAUCAUUCCUCCCUUGGUCAGUACGCUCAAGAAGCAAGAUGCAAGGAAUCUCGUCCACUCCACAUCCAGUCUACUGACCAGCUUCGUCACCGCCUAUGACCAUAUACCGCAGCAUCGGCGGACAGCCUUCUAUCAAAGACUGCUGAACAGGCUGGGAGCCGAGGACUUUGCGUUUGCAAUUAUCGCAUUGCUUGCUUCUAGGAAAAGGCGCCAAGAUAUCUCCGGCUUCUUCACGGACUUGAUCGGAGGAUUGCCAGCAGUUACUCAACUCUCUACACACAGGAAGCUCUUGGGAUUGGUCACGGAUAUCUUUUCGCCCAAGCCUCAUAACGCUGAACCAUUGCUUGACAUCACCAAGUCCAGCAAGCCAGAGGAGCGGGAGCGAGAAGCAAAAGUACUCUUGGAAGCUACCGCAAAUGUACUGGGCAAUAAGGGUCUGAAAGCCCAGGUCAAGCGGAUACAUAAGCUUCCUGAGUCUGAUGUCGAAGAUUUCUGGGCAGAGUACAGGAAUUGCAUUCCGCAGUUGCUGGCUUUGCUGAAGGACCAAAAGGCGCACCACCCAGCCCUGAUAGCCUCCACCAGACGGUGCUUGAGUGCGCUACUAGAAUUGCCCUCACUCGCAGAACUCCUCGAAGUCACGCCCAGUCUACUGCAGGAGAUGGACCAGAUCGAUGAUAAGGAGCUCCAGCCUCUCGCCCUGCGGGUGCUAGCUACGCAACUCCAGAAUAACGCACCCAAGGACAGCAAAACUCAAUCUGCAGCCAUCGCAAUUCUUCCCACCAUCGAGACAAUCAUCAGAACAACUCAGAACGAGGCCUUUAGACAUGCCGCUAUCACAUCCUUGGAUCGAAUCGUGGAAGUCUACGGUCGCAAAAGCCCCGACCAGAUCAUCUCUACGUCAAAUGUGCUCAUGGAGAGCAACACUGGUCUAUACUCCGAGGACACAAGAACACAAAUCAUGUCUCUACUUUGCCUGGCUUCCGUGGUCGAGGUUCUGAAAGAAUCAGCCGUCCCACUUGUACCACCAUCGAUGUCAAAGGUGCUGGAUCUGCUGGACGUGAGCUUACACUCGGUCGUCAGGAAUGUCGUGCUGCACAACGCCGCAUUCACACUGAUAUCCUCGUUCAUCACCCACGUGCCUUUCAUGGUCUCGGAUGAAAAUGUGGUCGCGAUCCUGAAACUCGCCCACAAAUCGUCUCGAGCCAAGUUGGAAGCAUCAUGCAAGGAAUCGAGAAUCGAGACGUUAAGUCUCCUCGCGCAGAAGAUGGAUCUCACUUCGAUCACGACCAGUCUCAACCAGGUGUGGACUGAGACCCUUACCGACAUCAACGUCGAGACGGCCACCGAGUAUCUCGACGUGCUGGCCCAAGCCAUCGAGAAGAACACGAAAGCCACGGUCGUGCGGUCUGCAGAGUCCAUCUCCGAAUUCAUGCUGCAGGUUCUCGACCUCCGACGUCAAGAAUCCUCCCUAUCAGCCGAGGACAUCGACACGAUCGAAUCCAAGUUACAAGCAUUGAGCAUCCCAUUCAUCUACAAACUCAACGACACGGCGUUCCGACCCCUGUUCGAGAACUGGGUGGACUGGGCUGUCAAAGCCUCGGAUCUGGACGAUGACGCCACCGCAGACCUGGAGGGUGCAAAGUCAGCUCGCCAACUAAGUCUCUUCCGCUUCGCAGAGCACUUUUUCUCCACGCUCAAGAGCAUCGUGACAAGCUACGCAGGGUAUAUUCUCGACCCGGCCAACGCGAUCCUUCGCUCGGUGGCGGAUUCAGCGGACGCGAACGAGAACAUGCUGCCGCUGUACAAAGCCACGCUCAAACUCCUCACGACAGUCAUGCAGCAUGACGCGGAUGGCUUCUUCGCUUCACCAUCGCAUUUCUCACCACUAUCUGAGCUGUUGGUCAAGCAACUCACGCUCGCAGCGACAAAGGUCAAACCUCUCCGUGCCGUGGUGUCCAGCGCGGUCAUCCCAGCGAUUGUGGCUCUUGCAACGGCUACGCUCGAUACGCCGGCUCAUCAUCACUCAAUCAACCACGGUCUGUGCCAGCUACGGCACCAUGCCUCAGGCCAUGUCAGAUUGGCCGCAAUUCGCACGCACAUUGCGCUCACUGAGAACGAGGACGUUGGCGAGGAGUGGGUGAAUAAUGUCGUGGUGGGCACGAGUACGGAGGGCGUUGGCGGUAGUGGUGAGACUAUGGUCUAUGUCAACGAGAGUUUGGAGGAUGAUGAUGAGGAUGUUGAGCGUGAAGUCAGGAGAUGGGUCAGAAUGGUUAGGGAGAUGGUCGGAGAGGACGUGUUUGAAGUGUAGAUACUCCUGCCGGCUCAAUGUUGAGCUGAGGAUCUAAGACUGCCUCUGCGAUGGAGGGUAGAUUUGAUGGAGGUGAGGUAUCGCACAUAUUGUAUACCAAGCAAGAAUGUGAACGAGAAACGGAAGGAAAGUAACAGGUCAUUGAAAAAGAGUUAUUGUCUAUCUGAGUAACACGCAAGAACUGAAAAUCAACAUGAACAGUCAUACCCCUUUUGGGCCAAUACUCUCCCGAAGACGGAACGAAAGCAACACCAGGAUGAAUCCAUCAAGCAUUUCCACCCAACUUUUUUUCUGGACCAAGAGACUUUCGCCUGAUGGUCUCUUUCAUUUUCUGUUUUUCUUCUUCCCAAUGAUAAACAGUCAAUAUCAACCCAAACGCCCAAGAACUCCAACAAUGCAAUGAAAACAUAGGAAAUAACCCGAAAGAAAGCUGUCGU